AAGGUCUUUCUGAUACGGCUGGGUUUUGGUGUUCUUCUUCCUUACCUCGACGCCAAAAGCCUGACUUAUGAGAUGAUGCCAUUAAGUAGAUGAAAAGCACAAGAAAGAAAUGAAUGAGGACCGCAAAUUCAUUGCUAAACAAACUUCAGUGGUCGCCGACUAAACUCCAGGAAUCACUCCGAACUCUAUAUCCACCCAAUUUUAAUCUCAAUUAUGGCGCGUAUGGUCACCUUAUCCAAUACUUCACCAACCACCACCUCCCUCAUCAAGCCAAGCAACUCCAUGGGCGAAUCGUCCUCUCUUCAGUCACUCCCGAUAACUUCCUUGCUUCAAAACUUAUUGCUUUCUACUCAAAAACCAAUGGUCUUCCACGAGCUCACCAUUUGUUCGAGAAAAUUCCCCAACCAAAUACCUUCUCUUUCAACGCCUUGCUCAUCGCCUAUUGCCAACAUAACAUGUUUGCUGACACUUUAAGGCUGUUUUCAAAUUUUCACGACCUUAUUAGGCCGGAUAGUUUUACCGUUACGUGCUUAUUAAAGGCCUUAGCUGGUUCAUACUGUGAGAAAGGGUUGGCUAAGGAGGUCCAUUGCUUUGUUUUGCGAGGUGGGUUCAAUGAGGAUAUUUUUGUUUCCAAUGGGUUGAUCUCCUGCUAUUCAAAAUGCAUGGAAUUUGGCUUGGCUAGAAAAGUGUUUGGUAAAAUGGGUGAAAGGGAUAUUGUGUCGUGGAAUUCGAUGAUUUCUGGGUAUUCUCAAGGAGGAUUUUACGAUGAAUGUAAGGCAUUAUAUAGAGAAAUGAUGGGUAGUUUAGAAUUUAAGCCUAAUGGAGUGACCGUACUAAGUGUUUUGCAAGCUUGUGGACAGUCCAAUGAUCUUAUUCUCGGAAUUGAAAUUCAUCGGUUUAUCAUUGAGAAUUCAAUUGAGAUGGACAUUUUGAUUUGUAAUGCUCUGAUUGCGUUAUAUGCAAAAUGUGGGAGUUUGGAUUAUGCUAGUGAGUUAUUUGAGGGUAUGUGUGAUAAAGAUGAAGUUACUUACGGCUCACUUAUUUAUGGUUGUAUGUUUCAUGGGUUCACUGACAAAGCUAUGGAGCUUUUCCGCCAAUUGAAACACCCAGGUUUGAGUACAUGGAAUUCUGUGAUUUCGGGUUUGUUUCAGAAUAAACAGUAUGAUGGGGUUAUGGAUUUAGUUUGGGAAAUGCAAGCGUGUGGUUUUAGACCCAAUGCUGUGACACUUUCAAGCAUUCUUCCUACCUUUUCAUAUUUUUCGAACCUUAAAGGAGGGAAAGAGAUACAUGCUUAUGCUGUUAGAAAUAAUUAUGAUCACAACAUCUAUGUUGUAACUGCCCUUAUUGAUACUUAUGCAAAGCUAGGUUUUCUAUGUGGGGCACAACGGGUUUUUGAUCAAUCAAAAUGUAGGAGCUUGAUCAUUUGGACAGCAAUAAUUGCAGCAUAUGCUUCCCGUGGAGAUGUUGAUGCAGCUCUAGGUUAUUUUCAUGAGAUGCUUAAUAAUGGAGUUCAGCCAGAUCCUGUCACAUUCACUGCACUGCUGUCUGCUUGUGCUCAUUCAGGAAUGGUAGAUCAAGCUCAGAAGAUAUUUGAUACCAUGCCUGAUGAAUUUGGCAUCCCGCCCUCAGUUGAGCAUUAUGCAUGUAUGGUAGCGGUUCUAAGCCGAGCUGGGAGACUCUCUGAAGCAACAGAAUUUAUUUCUAAAAUGCCAGUUGAACCAAGUGCUAAGGUCUGGGGUGCAUUGCUACAUGGGGCUUCCGUUUCUGGUGAUGUUGAACUUGGGAAGUCAAUUUGUGAUCAUUUGUUUGAGAUAGAGCCUGAGAAUACUGGAAAUUAUAUCAUAAUGGCAAACCUAUAUUCACAAGCUGGCAGAUGGAAAGAAGCUGAUAUGUUCCGAGAAAAAAUGAGGAAUAUUGGGCUAAAGAAGAUCUCAGAUAGUUGGAUUGAAACUAGUGGAGGGUUACAAAGCUUUAUUGCAAAGGAUAGAUCGAUUGAAAGAACUGAAGAGAUAUACUUUCUAUUAGAAGGGCUGCUUGGUUUGAUGAAGGAAGAAGGAUAUACUUUAUACGAUAAGUUUGACGAGGAGAAUGUUUAUGUUUGAUCAUUGCAUAUUGAUCGACAUAAUCAUUGCAACCCUCCCAAGGAUUCAAAUGCACCCUUGAGGCUUUAAUUCGUUUAUUUUAAAGAAUUGCUAAAGAUGUUGAAGACAUGGAAUCCUUAAUGCAUUUCUCUUUUACUUGUAGCAGAAAAUUGAUACUUGUUGGCUAAGUGAAGGGGCACUGUCCAAUUCACAUGUAAACUUUCUAUUUUCUCUCCUGUGCAAAUACAACUUUUGAA
Messenger RNA from Hibiscus syriacus, 2338 nucleotides. Its product is annotated as pentatricopeptide repeat-containing protein At2g37310-like. Lineage: Eukaryota; Viridiplantae; Streptophyta; Magnoliopsida; Malvales; Malvaceae. The record is from RefSeq and is a predicted model, not a curated record. Gene Ontology annotation, molecular function: protein binding; RNA binding. Gene Ontology annotation, biological process: RNA modification.